CGGAGUACGCCACAAACUACCCUUGCCCUCUUCUCUCGUAACAAGUUCAAAUGGAACCUGAUUAUGAAGACCUGCUGCCGCGCAACUGGGAAAAACUGGUGCAAACGUGGCUCGACGAAGAUAUUCCGGGCUUUGACGUUGGCGGCUACGUUGUUGGCAGUAAGGAGGAGACAGCCAUCCUUUAUGGGAAGACUGAUGGCGUGCUAGCGGGAAGGCCGUUCUUUGAUCGCGUGUUCACACUUCUUGGCUGCAAGGUGGACUGGCUCAUGAGCGACGGCGCGCAAAUUAACACAAGUUCCUCAGACACUGGUAAGGUGGUGGUGGCCAAAGUCACGGGGAGCUGCCGGCACAUCCUACAGGGCGAGAGGACCGCACUUAACGUCAUUUCUCGGUGCAGUGGCGUCGCCACCGCGACAUUCGAAGCUGUGCAGCAGGCCAAGGCCAAGGGCUGGAAAGGAUAUGUGGCGGGGACAAGGAAAACUACACCAGGUUUUCGCCUGGUGGAGAAGUACGCCCUGGUGGUCGGAGGUGGCGCUACUCAUCGCUAUGACUUGAGCCAAAUGGUAAUGUUAAAAGACAAUCACAUUGCUAGCGCUGGGGGUAUCACACGAGCUGUGGAGGUCGCGAGGCGGGCGGCUGGGUUCUCCAUGAAGAUCGAGGUCGAAACCAGCAACUACGGACAGGCUGCCGAAGCCGCCAGAGCGGGCGCAGACAUCAUCAUGCUCGACAAUUUUGAGCCAGAAGAACUGAAGUCCGUGUCGCGAAGGCUGAAGGGCGAAUUUCCGCAUGUUAUCCUUGAAGCCAGCGGAGGAAUCACGGCGGAAACGUUUCACCUCUUCUUGGAGGACAGCGUCGAUGUAAUCAGCCAGGGGGCGCUAACGCAUGGGUACAACUGCCUUGAUUUUUCUUUGAAGAUUGUUGCGCAAUAGCCUUAUUGUAGGAUAUUGGUGAUAAUUUCGUCGAUGUUGAAGAUCAUUGUGCGUGAGUUUCUAGCAGUUAGUUGUAAGGCCAAGGAGGCGUGUUGCGGGCGAGCGUGCUAUUUGUUACUCCUGUGUGUUGUGGACGUUGGAGACCUCCUCAUAUUCCCGCGUGGUUAUUGAUCAGAAUCUUCUGCCGAGGAUUGGAUCUAUCUACUAACCGCUCGGAGGAAGCUGAAUGCUUAUUCUGUUUGCGCAAUAUUUUUUUCAAAUACGAACCAUCGAGCGUGUUGACCCCGUAAAAUGGGCUGGAAUUUCGAAUUACCAUGUUGGUAGCCCCAAACCUUCUAUUGUAUGCACAGAUCGAUUUCAAACCCCUGUGAAAGGGUGCUUGGCCCCCGUGUCCUUCGUUUCACAGUGCACUCGAGAGGGGAGUAACUGCUGAAACCUGGCCGCGAUGAAAAGGUUGCGCACCAAUUCGUAGCGAUUUCGUCAAAUGUUGAGUGAAUAUUUUGGGCCCCAAGGUCUCUUAUGCGACAAGCUCACUAAAUAGGUAUCAGUUUGGAGGUGAACGUAAAUUUCUGCUGAAAUACUGCGAUUUAGACUGGAUUCGGUUUCAUUCGAUUGAACGUCGGCUUGGACGGCCGUGCGGCCGAUCCCAACUAUGAGCCGGUCUGUGGUGUAAAUUGGGCACCAACACGUAUUCUCUUCAUACUAAGCAUACUAGUCUACUGACAUUCUUUGUACGCGACGUGCAGUAGCUUUUUCUGAGCGAUUUCGUCAAAUUUGGAGUAGACCCUGAGUUGAAUUACAGAAGUUGCCACCCUCUGGGUUUGUUUGUG
Ectocarpus siliculosus is the source of this 1759-nucleotide messenger RNA. The record is from the annotation of a GenBank genome assembly. Lineage: Eukaryota; Phaeophyceae; Ectocarpales; Ectocarpaceae.